Molecule: messenger RNA, 3148 nt
Organism: Pieris rapae (cabbage white)
Lineage: Eukaryota; Metazoa; Arthropoda; Insecta; Lepidoptera; Pieridae
Product: facilitated trehalose transporter Tret1-like
Exons: 6
Coding region: 124-2307 (727 amino acids)
Biological process (GO): carbohydrate transport; transmembrane transport
Cellular component (GO): membrane
Molecular function (GO): sugar transmembrane transporter activity
Source: RefSeq, a predicted model, not a curated record
GCGUUGCGCCGCUCAGCAGACGCGGGGUGUGCGAGACACACUUUCGAAUUUUCAAAAACAGUUUUUAGUGUUCCUCGGAGUGUCGAUAGUUACGGGAUGCCUUAGUGAUUAAAAAAUUGAAGGAUGGCUGGUUCGCGUGAAAGGCUGCUUUAUGACAGAAGAUCAGACUUGGACUACGAAUAUGAACGACGUCGUCGCUAUGAGAACCGUAUCGAAACUAACCGGCCAGAAAACCGGAUUCGAUACGACCGCUAUAGAGCAGAGCGCCCUCGCCGAAAUGGUUACGUAUAUGAAGACAUUUACUCCGACUUCGACGAAGCACAGGGUCGCUUAUCUCUCUUCCGGCCAAUCAGACCGGAGUAUCUGAACCUCCCUAAUGCAUAUACUAAAUACAACUCCCUACCACGAAACUAUUACAACGAAAGACGAUACAAAAAAGACUAUUACGACUUCAGAAUCGAGGAACGCCGCCCGCGCGAAUCUUAUGACUACCAGCGAAAACGCCGCACCGAGUUUGCGUCCAAACCAAAAAAUGUAGCCGUGUGCAAACCGCUCCGUUUACCGGAACAAAAUGUCCGCUAUUGGACCACAGAUUUCCCAAAAGAGAAGAAGAGGAAAGAUGAAACUAAGAAGAUAGUUAAAUUCUCAGAAGUAUCAGGGUGUCAGAAGAUGGUGGUAGAUGAUCCCAUCUGUGGGAAGAAAACGGUGGCAGCGAGAGAGUUGGAGGUUUCGUUGGAUCAAAUGAUACAGAAUGGAUAUUUCGAGAAGCAUAAUAUACCGAUAUUGAAGGAGAAGAAGGAUGAGAUAGUGGGCGCAAUGCCAAACGGAAAAUGCUUAACGGGGGAACCGCCGAGACCCGUCACACGCAAGUCUAGACAUCUACCUCAGGUAAUUGCAGCUUUAGCUGUUUCCCUAGCACCGUUCUCAGCAGGUUUGGGUAAAGGAUAUAGCUCCCCUGCCAUCGCAUCUCUGCAGGGUCCUGGAAACGCCACCAGACGGGACUUCCAGCUGACGGAUCAGCAGGCAUCUUGGCUUGCUUCCUUAUCUUUUCUUGGCGCCUUAUUCGGUGGUAUGGCAGGCGGUGCAGCGAUGAGGCACGGGCGGCGCCGCGUGCUCUCACUAGCUGCGGCACCUUGCAGCUUGUCAUGGCUGCUCACCGUCCUGGCCACGAGUGUCCGUAUGAUGUGCAUUACUGCCUUUUUGGGCGGGUUUUGCUGUUCCAUACUUACUAUGCUAUCUCAGGUGUACAUCAGUGAGAUAUCAGUCCCAGAUAUCCGUGGCUGCCUUAGCGCCGUACUAAAAGUCGUCGGACACCUCGGUGUUCUGUUCAGCUUCACCAUUGGAGCCUAUUUGGACUGGCAACAACUAGCACUUUGCAUAUCCGCCGCACCCUUACUUCUAUUCUGCACGGUUCUGUAUAUACCAGAGACGCCGAGCUAUCUCGUGCUCAUUGGAAAGGACGAAGAAGCCUAUAAAAGCCUUUUGUGGUUACGUGGUCCGAACUCGGACGUAGCACAGGAAUUGGCCACAAUUCGUACUAACGUUCUAGCAAGCAAAAACUUCAGUCAGCGCCAGAGUCAGAUGACAAGUAGCCAAUUAAUUAGUUCUCUAGACGUUAGGACGAUGAACCGUCUGCUUGGACCAAUCCUAGUGACCUGUGGUCUCAUGAUGUUCCAACGGUUUUCAGGCGCUCAUGCGUUUUCCUUCUACGCUGUCCCAAUUUUCAGGAAAACCUUCGGAGGUAUGAACCCGCACAGCGCAGCCAUCGCUGUAUCUUUUGUCCAGUUAUUAGCGUCCUGUCUUUCUGGUCUGCUGAUUGAUACUGUCGGUCGUCUUCCGCUACUCAUAGUCAGCUCUGUUCUAAUGUCAAUGGCUUUGGCUGGUUUUGGAAGCUAUGCGUAUUACGAGGAGGUUCACCGAAAUCAAAGAAUUCAGAAUGUAAUGUUCCAUCAAACAGUCGGACAAAAUGAUUGGAUUCCUUUAUUGUGUGUUCUGGUUUUCACCAUUGCUUUCUCCUUGGGUAUGAGUCCCAUCUCUUGGCUAUUAAUAAGUGAGCUAUUUCCUUUAGAAUACAGGGCGUUUGGAAGUGCUAUGGCGACAGCUUUUAGCUAUUUAUGUGCUUUUGUUGGUGUCAAAACGUUUGUGGACUUUCAGCAAGCUUUAGGUCUGUAUGGGGCUUUUUGGUUGUACGCCUCUAUAAGUGUUGGAGGACUCUGUUUUGUGGUUUGCUGCGUGCCGGAAACAAAAGGUAGGGAUCUGGAUGAAAUGGAUCCGAAUUAUGUUCAAAGUUUGUCUCCGAAGAGGUAAACAGAAAUAAGGACUGUAGUGGUAAGAUGGUUUUUGCUUUGUAUCCGGAGUGGGCACGUAAAAAAAAUCUCCAUAUCCUUUUAUUAUGCCCUAUUUGUUCUGUAGUAACAAUACUUCCAAAAGCUUUAAGUAUUAAAUCGUCGUAAAAGUGCUCACUCCGGAAAACGAAUGAAAAACAGUGGACCUUUUUUUAGUUUCAGCUUUAAUAUAACAUUUAAUUUGAAAUUUUUUUGUUUCACCUACACAAUUUAGUGUGUCGUAUCGACAACGUUAUAAACAUUUUUGGAACUCCGAACAUAAAAUCUAUUCUUGGCGAGAUUAUAAAAUUAAAACUGAAACUAGGUCCUGAAUGAAGAAUUUCGGCCAUUACUAAAAAAAAAUUAUACAAUAAAAUGUGUCCACUGCAAAAAUUUUGGCUGUGCUAAUACUGUCAUAAUUAUAUCCACUUAAUUAUUACCUACAGUUAUUAUUCCUACAUAUCCCUAGUCAUAUCUUGAUUCUAUACAUAUUCAAACGACAUGUACCUAAGUCUAUUUUAUACGCAAAUUAACUAGUGUCCUUACACAAUUCUAAUACGGCAGUUUUCAUACAAUUGCUAAUAUAAUUAUAUAUAUUAUAUUAUAUUAUUAAUUAUCUUCUAGUAGUUUAUUUUGUGUAUUAAUAUUUAGCGAUACACUCUGUAACAACAAUCCUGUGAAACUUCGUCACAUUAAUUCUACAAUGAUAGCAUUAGUUCUCGGUAGAAGUUUACAAGAAUCGUCAGAAGAGAUUUUUUUAGUAUUUUUCUGCUAAAAGUACAAACGUUUCGAGUAAAAUCUCGCCAAUUACCGAUGCCGAUUAG